Molecule: messenger RNA, 2301 nt
Organism: Setaria italica (foxtail millet)
Lineage: Eukaryota; Viridiplantae; Streptophyta; Magnoliopsida; Poales; Poaceae
Product: probable rhamnogalacturonate lyase B
Exons: 10
Biological process (GO): carbohydrate metabolic process
Molecular function (GO): carbohydrate binding; catalytic activity
Source: RefSeq, a predicted model, not a curated record
AACAAGCUGCUAGCUACGAGACCUUCCCGCCCAACGUCGUCGUCAAGUCAUGCAUCGUCCGUUCAGGGCGCACUAACAAGUGCACCGCGCGCGUACCACGACUGCCCGGCGUCUGCGUGCCGGCCGGCCGGGCUUGGCCUGCCUCUACUACAAAUCUCUUACCUCUCCGAUCCUUUUCUUCAAUCUCUUACCUCUUCUUCUUCUUCCUCCUCCUCCUCGAUCGCCAUUUGUGCAUGCAUACAGGUGCUCGUGGACAAUGGCGUGGUGCAGGUGACGCUGUCCAAACCGCAGGGCCACAUCACCGCCGUCGGCUACAACGGCGAGCGCAACCUGCUGCACUACGCCGGCCAGGAGAACUCGGGAGGGUACCGGGAUGUGGUGUGGAACUAUCCCGGCUCCGAUCACCCAAGAGGGAUGAUCGACAUGUUGGACAGUACAGAGUUCAAGGUCAUAUCCUCAAGCCAGGAGCAAGUGGAGCUUUCUUUCAGGAGUACAUAUAACCCAUCAUGUCAAGAUAGUGUUCGGCUCAACAUUGACAAGAGACUUGUGAUGCUGAAAGGCAGCUCUGGGUUCUACUGCUACGCCAUCUUUGAGCACACCAGCAACUGGCCUGCCAUGAACAUCUCAGAGGCUCGGCUCGCUUUCAAACUAAACACGGACAAGUUCAACUACAUGGCGAUUUCAGACGACAUACAAAGAUACAUGCCCAGCGCGGCAGACAGAGACGAGCCUCGAGGCACUGCACUGGCCUACAAGGAGGCUGUUCUUCUCGUUAACCCUGAGGAGCCACAGUUCAAGGGAGAGGUGGAUGACAAGUACCAGUACUCGCUGGACAACAAGGACAACGUCGUCCAUGGAUGGAUCAGCAGCAAUCACCCCAACCCCAUGGGCUUCUGGGUCAUCACCCCCAGCAACGAGUUCAAGAGCGGCGGCCCCAUGAAGAGGGAACUCACCUCCCACGUCGGACCCACCUCCCUCACUAUGUUUCUGGGAACGCAUUACAUUGGGGAUGACAUUGUCCUCAACAUCGGCGGUGGCGAGUAUUGGAAGAAGGUGUUGGGGCCAGUCUUCAUCUACCUCAACUCGAGCCCGAAACACGGUGAUCUCCGGGCUCUCUGGCAGGAUGCCAAGGCGCAGGCGCAAACCGAAGUCAGCAAGUGGCCGUACAGCUUCCCUAAAUCACCGGACUUCGCCAAGGCCGGCAAGAGGGGCUCCGUCACCGGAAGGCUCAUGGUCAGAGACAGGUUCAUGAGGAAGGACGACAUGCCUACCCGGAUGGCGUACAUCGGCCUCGCCGCGCCCGGGCAGCCUGGCUCCUGGGCGACAGAGUGCAAGGGUUAUCAGUUCUGGACGACGGCCACGUCCUGCGGCAGUUUCACCAUUGGCAAUGUCCGGGCAGGGGUGUACAACCUCUACGCAUGGGUCCCCGGGGUUCUUGGAGACUACAUGUACACUUGUGCUGUGACCGUAACGCCAGGUUGCGCCAUCGACCUCGGUGAUCUCGUGUUCUUGCCUCCAAGAUCAGGCCCGACGCUGUGGGAGAUCGGAGUCCCGGACGGGACCGCCGCGGAGUUCUUCAUUCCUGACGUCGACCCCAGAUACGCCAACCGGCUGUUUCUGCACAGGGAAAAGUAAGCUCUUCAUCUUUGAUGGCUUACGGAAGCAUAUGGCACGAGGCUGUACCCUGACAGCGAUCAGAGCCUCACGGUCGGUCAGAGCGACCACUCCAAGGACUGGUUCUUUGCGCAUGUCACAAGGAAGUUAGGCAAUGGCAACGUGCCAGCAACGCGUCAGAUAAGGUUCAACCUGGACCACGUCGUCGCGGACGGCACCUACACGCUGCGCAUCGCCCUUGCAGCUGCUCAGAUGUCCAGACUGCAGGUGCACGUGAACGGGGGCGGGUUGUUCACGACGCCGGAGUUCGGCGGCGGCAACGCCAUCGCGCGGCACGGCAUCCACGGCGUGCAGUGGAGCUUCGAGUUCCCAAUCAGGGGGUACCUGCUGCAGGAAGGCGAGAACAGGUUGAGCAUCACGCAGAGCAGGGCCUUUGGCGAGUUCUUGGGGGUCAUGUACGACUACAUCCGCCUGGAAGGACCUCCCGGAUCCUGGCGAGACCCCACGCGACGGCCAUGAUCAUCACCAUCUAAUCAUUAAAAUUUUUUAUCUUAAUUAGGAUAGAUAUACACACAGCAACAACACUUGUAAGAGUAAACUCAAAGAUUGUUAGAGCAGUAUAACAGGGUUGCGCAUCGCUCCCUCGCAAGCAAACCGGCGAACUCCACGAGAAAGUCUAAAAUUGAU